This is a messenger RNA of Trematomus bernacchii (emerald rockcod), 1867 nucleotides long. RefSeq lists its product as uncharacterized. The transcript is spliced from 5 exons. The record is from RefSeq and is a predicted model, not a curated record. Bases 447 to 1355 code for a protein of 302 amino acids. NCBI's taxonomy places the organism in Eukaryota, Metazoa, Chordata, Actinopteri, Perciformes, Nototheniidae.
CUCUGUAUGUACACCCUGUGGUACUGUUUCAAUCAUAACUUAUUUAUAUUCUCUCUCAAAUGUUGAGGAAAAGGCAGAACAUAACGGACAAAAAUAAUCGAAUCAAAGUGCAGAUCUUAGUGGUCAGUGUUUCGUGUGACACUUUAUUUCACUUCCUUUAGAGCAAUGACACCAUUUCCUGCCAUGGUAUCGUUUAGCGUACAAUAUUUUAUUAUCUCCCAGAAUUACAGAAACCAUUACUUUACUUCUGGUAUUUAUUUUAGGCUAUAACGGUAGAAUGUUCUCAACAUAAAUGAGGAAGUAAGAUGCUUUUAAUCUGAAUCUGAUCACUAACAGAAAACAUGUCAGGCUGCUCCGUGUAGUAUGUGCAUGUUUGCUGUAGUAUAAAGUUUAGAGUUUAGUGUGAGCUGCAGACUGGGUCCCCCGAGGCUGAACACUGAGGAGACAUGCAGGCUGUGAUCGGACUGUUGGUGAUGAUGCUCGGAGCCUCUUACGGUCUGGAAACCUACUGUGACGGCAGACAGGAUGGAGCUCAGUGUUUCGGUCCUUUGGGAGGAACUGUGGUCCUCCAGCUGAUGGACAGGGGCUUAGAAACAGAAAGAUACAAAUUGUACAAAUCGUCAAACAAAGCAACAGUAAUACUUACUGUGAUAAACAAUAUGAUUGUAACGAAUGCCAUAAAAAGCAGAUCCUCAUUUAAUCUCGGUGAUGGAACAUUUAGGGUGAACAACCUCAGCAGGACUGACAGUGAUGAAUAUCAUUUUGAAAUCCGUGACAACAAAAGUAUCAAAGAGAAUCGCGCUCUACGACUGACCAUUCAAGCUCCUGUGUCCUCUGUCCGGCUGGCCUCUGAGUGUCUGUCCCAGGGAGAGAAGAGGGUCUCCUGCUCCUCUGGGGGAGGGGACAGUCUUCAGUACAGCUGGACUCUGGAUGGACGCUCACUGACAGACACUGAGCUCCUCUCUGUAAAUACUGAGACGAACAGCAUCACUCUGAAACAACACGUCUCUGGAGCAGUGGCCUGCUCCGUCGAGAAUAACGUCAGCCGCUUCUGUGGCUUCACAUUCAUCAAGUGCACCUCAAAUGAGACACAGAUAUCACAGUGGGUGUUUGCAGCCAAUAAUAUGCUGUGUAUCGAACCAACAACACCUCCUACCACCAUCUCAGAAUCCUCCACUGUGGCUGAUCACUCCCUGCUCGUAUGUGGUGUGCGGGCAGCUGUGGUGGUUUUUGCAUUAAUCGGGAUUGCUGUCUAUUUUGCUUGGAAGAACAAGGACUACAAGAAGGCUGAAGGUUCUGCUUACCGUCCAGAGAGGGAACAUCAAGAUGAGUCUGUUGUGAUGGUUGAGAUGUAAGGCAUCUGAAGUUCAACUCAGGUCGUCUCUCAUCGUCUUUAAGCAUGUGAAGAUAGGGAGUGGAAGUAAUCUGCUGUUUUUAUUCUAAAAUUAUAAUUUGUGUUCACAGUUUAGCACCUCAGCAUGAGUUGUUAUUAUCUGAGGUCUGUUAGUGUUGUUUUGCAUUUGUAUCACUCUCACAGAACAAAGGUAAUGAAUUGUGCCUACAGUUAAUGUGAUCACAAGUCGAGAUGCCUGAAUUGUUUCACUCUUUUUGAAUCAUGUUCAUUUAUAUAAUUAAAGUUUUAAACUCAGAUUGAAUCAUGUGCAUAAUAGUUUGUUGUUUUUCUCAUGUGAUUAUAUUUGUUGCUUGCUUGUUUGCAAUACGUUCUAAUGUAAAGUCUUUUUCCUUUUUAGUGUUGUUAUAUAUCCAAUGUAGUGGUGAUAUUUUAUAAAGUUAAAUAUUGCUUUCAUGUGAAAAUAAAGUAAGUAAGUAAGGUUAAUAAAGGUCUGUAAGUGUGUUUGACUAUUUG